Messenger RNA from Lonchura striata (white-rumped munia), 1155 nucleotides. The record is from RefSeq and is a predicted model, not a curated record. Lineage: Eukaryota; Metazoa; Chordata; Aves; Passeriformes; Estrildidae.
AUGCGGCUCCUGGCCGUGCUGGCCUGGGCGCUGCUGCCGGGCUGCGGCGCAGUGACGGGACCCGGCAUCGUGCGGGGAGUCCUGGGCGCUUCCCUGUCGGUCACCUGCACGUACGAGCCGGGCUUGGAGGAGCUGCCGAAAUUCUGGUGCAUACCUAGUGGUAUUUUUACCUGUAGUAAGGACAUCAUCAUCACGUCGAAGCCCGAGAUGCUGCAGGGCCGGUUUUCCAUCCGGGACAACCGCACACAGCGGGCGUUCACGGUGAUCGUGGAUGGUCUGUCGGAGAAGGAUGCAGGCACCUUCCACUGCGGGGUGAGAACGGGACCAUUAUCGCGUGAUAGAAGUGCUACUGUAAACGUGAUCGUGCUCUCAGCUUCUUCCACCCUCCCAUCGUCGACCUAUGUGACCACCACAUCCUCUGAUCUCAUUCUCUCUGUAACAGGCCGCACACAGACAAUUUCUCAGGGGGAAAUUUUGCAAUCAACAUUAAAUCCCUCCACCCCUCAACUCUUGAAUGUGGUUGAGCACAUCCUCACUCCAGCCAUCAUUGUGAUCCUUUCUUUGCUUGCAGUGGCUGCUGCUCUUCUAGUAAUACUCUCCAGGAAGAAGAAGGCCCUUUCUGGAGCAGCCAUAGAGAUGGACAGGACUUGCACCAUGUCACCUACAGGAGCAGAAGCCUGGAACUAUGCAGGCAUAAACCACAACACGGGCGUGGCUGAGAGCCAGCACAGCAGCGCUGAGGCUUUCCACCGCCCAGAAACGCCCCCGGUGGAGUACACAGAGGUCAGGCAGAGUGCUCAGCUUUCGGAGGAGGAAAGAGAGGCGUUAUAUGCCAGAGUGCAGAAGCCCAUGCCGCAGCAGGAGCGGAUCUAUGCCAACAUGUCAUCAGCUCUACGGCCCAGGGAAGAGCUCUGCAGCACAGUGUGAGGUGGAUGAGCAAGCAGCUGGCCCCAUGGACUGCUCCUGCUGCUGCAGCACCAGUGAGACUCGCACAGAGCACAUGGGGUUGAUGUUCUGCUCAGGCAGGAGCCAGCUUGAUAGCAGAGCUGCUGCUCUCCGAGGCUUGGAUGUUUCUUUGAGGCAACAUCAGAGAGGAUGAGGUUGUGUGGAGACACAGAGAGGGUUGAAGAUAAAGUCAUCCCUUUGCAAAUGCAA